AGUGUCAUCGAUCUGUCUAUUGAUUUUCGAUUAUGAUUUUGAUAUAUUAAUGUUAUUAUUUAGAGAAAUAUUCAAAAUUCAUACGAAUUCUAGCAUAACAUGCUCAGGAGAAGGAUAAUACGGCUUGUAUCACAGACUAAAAACGCGACGCAGCAGGUAGUCAGCAUACAGAGAAGGCUCAUACACACAACACCAAUCAACAAUACAAUAAGUGACAAAUCAUUCAAAUGGAACACGUCGCACCAGAACUUUCUGCUCAAGCGCAUGAUCAAAACGUCGCCGCCACAGAACGCCGUGGAAGAAGUCAAAGCUCCAACUUUCCCGGAUUCAGUGUCUUCUGGCGAUAUCAAAUUGAUAAAGAAAGAGGGUGAUGCAGUCGCGAUGGACGAAGUGGUGCUGGAGAUAGAAACCGACAAGACGGCUCUACCGGUCAUGUCGCCCGGCAACGGGACCAUCGUCAAGAUGCUGGUCAAAGAUGGGGAGUCCGUCAAGUCGCAGCAGCCGCUGUUCUCGGUGGACGUAACAGGAGUAGCUCCAGCGAAGGCGGCUCCGGCCCCAGCGGCAGCAGCGCCCGCGCCGGCGGCUGCUGCCCCUGCUGCUGCCAAGCCUGCCGCAGCGCCGGCCGCCAGACCCGCCGCCGCCCCUGCUGCCAAGCCCGCUGCUAAACCUGCGGCUGCUAAGAAAGCCCCUGCUGGACCUACGGCGGCAGCUCUAAGGAUAGGUGACCCCACGAAGACAAUAUCGGGGACGCGCACGGAGCACCCAGUGCCCAUGAACAAGAUGCGCAGACGCAUCGCCGAGAGGCUGAAGGAAGCGCAGAGUACUACUGCUAUGCUGACGACUUUCAACGAGUGCGACAUGAGCAAACUGAUGGCGUUCCGCAAAGCGAACCUCGAAGCGUUCACCAAGAAGUACGGGGUCAAGCUGUCCUUCAUGUCGCCGUUCCUGAAGGCGUCGGCCAACGCGCUGAUGGACCAGCCCGUCGUCAACGGCGUCAUUAUCGGCGACGACAUCAUUUACAGGGACUACGUGGACAUAUCAGUGGCGGUGGCAACACCUCGGGGCCUGGUGGUGCCCAUACUGCGCAACGUGGAGUCCAUGGACUACCCUCGGAUUGAGCUCGCUCUGAACGCGCUGGCUGCUAAAGCGAGAGACGGCAAGUUGACUCCUGGAGACAUGCAAGGCGGCACAUUCACGAUCAGCAACGGAGGAGUGUUCGGCUCGCUGCUGUCGAUGCCCAUCAUCAACCUGCCCCAGUCUGCGAUCCUGGGCAUGCACGCCAUCUUCCAGCGGCCUGUGGCGAUAGCAGGGAAGGUGGAAAUCAGGCCCAUGAUGUACCUGGCACUCACCUACGACCACAGACUGAUAGACGGGCGCGAAGCAGUGCUGUUCCUAAGGAAAGUGAAAGCCGGAGUCGAGGAUCCUACGUCCAUCUUAGCGGGCGUGUAGUGUUGGACGCUUGCUAAAAUAUGUGCUAAGUCAACUACCACUAUGUUUAGUGCGCUGUAGUAUAAUAACAGAAUUUUGGUGCUUUUUUGGGUCGAACGUUUUGCGAUAAUAGCAGUUCAGUGCUUGUGGACACAAACAUUAUGACGAAUUUUAUUUCGUGAUUAUUUCGUCAGGAUUCAUUUUUAAGUAUUUUUCGGGGGUUUAAUCUACUACUUAAUUAAGCUGAUUCUAUUAUCGGUUUUUAUAGCGAUAGACACAGAAAUGGCCCACUAAGUACCUCGAAAAUCACAGAAAAUACAGAAAUGGGACUCAGAGAGCGAAGCUAGCUUACCUAGCUUUUCUUUCGUAGCAAAGUUGCUCUAUUUUUAUGUAAUACGUGUCAAACUAAUUUCUAAUUUGCAGUAUUUUCGUAGACCUACUUACUUAUUUCUACUGAACCUUUAUCUUUUUAUUUAGUUUACACUGUCAGGA
Messenger RNA from Ostrinia furnacalis (Asian corn borer), 1920 nucleotides. RefSeq names its product dihydrolipoyllysine-residue succinyltransferase component of 2-oxoglutarate dehydrogenase complex, mitochondrial-like. Gene Ontology annotation, biological process: tricarboxylic acid cycle. Gene Ontology annotation, molecular function: dihydrolipoyllysine-residue succinyltransferase activity. Gene Ontology annotation, cellular component: oxoglutarate dehydrogenase complex; mitochondrion. The transcript is spliced from 10 exons. Bases 100 to 1449 code for a protein of 449 amino acids. The record is from RefSeq and is a predicted model, not a curated record. NCBI's taxonomy places the organism in Eukaryota, Metazoa, Arthropoda, Insecta, Lepidoptera, Crambidae.